AUGAAGUCGCUCAACUCGUUCGCCAGCUCCGUCAACCGAGGAGCACCCAGCGACGAGCCGAGAACAGGCGAGCCGUAUGGCCACGACGGAAGCCAGACUAGGCGCCGCGCCGCCGACCAGGCCGACGCGCACUCUGCUAGAUCCCACCCUCGCAGCUCCAACUCAGGUCCCGGGCCGUCCUCUUACAUGUCGGAAAGGGCGGGUUUCCAGAAGGGCAGUAGGAUCCCCGAUGAAACCUUCAAGGACCUUAAGGCGGAUGUCGUCGUCGCCAGCCUGUACCAAGCCCAGCAGAAGAGGCUCUAUGUGUCGCCCUGGAACGUCGGCCAGGGAGUGGUGCUCAAGAAGUGCAAGAAUCACUUUGUGUGCCAGCCUCCAGACCUUUCCAUGAUUCCCGACGGGGUGUAUGACAUGGUAUCGCAGUUGAACGUCAGCGUUGCUAUGACGGUGAGCACCCCUUGGGUGCAGUCUAUAAUAUCCACCAUUCGAUCCAGGGACCUGCACGUAAACUCCAUUCCUAUGAAGGACAACUUGAGCCUUCAAGUGCUUCAGAACCUGUCAGAUCUCCCUCGGUGCCAAAAGCACCACUUUGCCGCCUUCAUAAUAGACGCCGGCGUGCUCGUGGUGUGGGACGACGACCCCAACAACAUCAUACAACGAAUCGCCAAGCUUGAGGCCGACAUUGUUUCCCUUGUGUGGACGGCGGAGGAGGAUGACGACGACGACGAAUCGUCCAAGGAAGUGAUUAGGUACCAUGGAGACAUGGAGGAGGGCGAAAUCUUGGAGGUUAGGCCGAUCCGGCUCACCAAAUCCAUCAUGGUCGCGCUCUCUCUCACGUUGACCGUCGUGUGUCUGGGUUUGGGUUGGAGGGCGCUGGCGCUCCAAAUCAUGUUGGACGGGUAUUACCUGCGAUUGUUGCUCCUCAUCGUAUCCCCGAUGCAACUCUUUGUCAGUUUGUUCUUCUUCCAAACCGUCAUCGGUAACCUAUUCCAAAUCCUCGGGCCCAUCUCCGCGGUGAACGGAAACUCCCGCCACUACUCCGGCAAGGCGCCCCGCGGCUUACCCGCGACGAUUUCCUACCCCACGGGCACCGCAAAUAUCUUUGUCAAUGACGACGGCAUGCAGUGCAUAGACCCGGCCUUGGCCGAGGCGAGGCGCGACUUUUACGAGGAGCAUAGCAUCGGCUGGGUCUCGCGGCCCCCUCACAACCCAAAUCCCAAGGACGACAAGGCGAGGCAAUUCGUGCGCAAGGGCAAGUUCAAGAAAGCCUCCAACAUGAACUACUGCCUCUCGACAAGCAACAAGAUCGAGGAUAAGCUCCGCCGGAUCGAGCGCCCCGACGGGUGGACCCAGCAGGAGGAGGAGGCUGCCUAUGAGGAGUGCCUGGAAGAGGUCAUCCGAGAGUCAGACGGCGAGACCUGGGCCGGCGGGAACAUUCGCAUGGGUGAUUACAUUCUGCUUGUAGACUCGGACACUCGCGUACCCAGAGAUUGUCUCCUAGACGCCGUGAGCGAGAUGGAACAGUCGCCAGAGGUCGCCAUCAUCCAGCACACCUCGGGCGUGAUGACGGUCACGGACUCUUUCUUUGAGCAAGCUGUCACCUGGUUCACCAAUCUCAUUUACACGAGCAUCAAAUUUUGCGUGGCCAACGGCGACAUCUGCCCCUUUGUCGGCCACAACGCCAUCCUCAGCUGGCGCGCCAUUCAGGAUGCAGCAUCCUACGUCGACCCAGACGAUGGCCGGGAAAAGUACUGGUCCGAAUCCCACGUGUCGGAGGAUUUCGACAUGGCCCUUCGCCUCCAAUCAGCCGGCUACAUUCUCCGUUUCGCGGCCUACUCCAACGACGAGUUCGAAGAGGGCGUCUCCUUGACGGUAUAUGACGAGCUCGCGCGCUGGGAAAAGUACGCGUUUGGCUGCAACGAGCUGCUCUUCCACCCUCUUCGCUUCUGGUUCGUCCGCGGCCCGUUCGCACCUGUGUUCAAGCAGUUCAUCUCUUCCAAGAUCCACUUCUACCACAAGAUCACUAUCCUGGCGUAUAUCGGCACGUAUUAUGCCAUCGGGGCCAGCUGGCUGCUGACUCUGAUGAACUACUUCCUCACCGGUUGGUAUUUUGGCUUGUACGACAAGUACUACAUUGACUCGUUCGCCAUAUACCUGUCUAUCAUUGUCGUUUUCCCGCUCGCAGGCAACUUUGCGUUAUCGAUUCUGAGAUACCGGCUCGGGGAGCAGAAUCUCUUGGCAGCACUGUGGACAAACUUCAAAUGGAUGCCUCUCUUCAGCAUCUUCCUGGGCGGGAUCUCGCUUCACGUGUCAAAGGCGCUCCUGUCCCACUUUUUCGAAAUCGACAUUCAAUGGGGCGCCACGGCCAAGGAGGUAGAGAGAGUGAACUUCCUCACCGAGGUUCCGAAGAUCUUACGGACGUUUGCGGGCACAUUCAUCUUCUGCAUCGCCUGCACGGCGCUCAUCGUGUGCGGAUAUUACGCCUUCCCAUACCAGUGGCAAAUCCGCUACUUCGCGUCCAUAUACCCGCUCGCCACGGUAACGGUGUCGCAUUUCUGCGUGCCAGUGUUGUUAAAUCCGGCCUUGAUGAAGUUUACCUUUUAA
Molecule: messenger RNA, 2601 nt
Organism: Parascedosporium putredinis
Lineage: Eukaryota; Fungi; Ascomycota; Sordariomycetes; Microascales; Microascaceae
Source: the annotation of a GenBank genome assembly